Molecule: messenger RNA, 1657 nt
Organism: Brassica oleracea var. oleracea
Lineage: Eukaryota; Viridiplantae; Streptophyta; Magnoliopsida; Brassicales; Brassicaceae
Product: probable WRKY transcription factor 14
Exons: 3
Coding region: 351-1556 (401 amino acids)
Biological process (GO): regulation of DNA-templated transcription
Cellular component (GO): nucleus
Molecular function (GO): transcription cis-regulatory region binding; DNA-binding transcription factor activity
Source: RefSeq, a predicted model, not a curated record
CUCUUAAUAUUAUAAUUUUUGUGAAAUCUCUUUCUCUCUCUCACCAAUAUGUAGAAAGGCAAGAAGAUAUUCAUCUCACCAGGAAAAGUCAGCGUCUCUCUCUUCAUCAUCAACCUUCCUUCUUCUUCUUCAUCUUCUCAAUAUCUUCUGAAGACAAUCACAACUUAUUUCAAGAAAAUACUCACAAACACGAUGCUAGUAUCAUAGUCUCUUCUUCCCAUUCAUUAUGAUUAUAUUUUUUUGAUUUUCGAUCAGAUUCUUUCGUGUAGCUGUAUAUAAUAUACACCAAGACACACUCAUAUAUCAUCAUACAUAUAUAGAUUAUGUGCAGCGUCUUUUAGCUUCUUGAGAUGGACAAUUUUCAAGGGGACUUGACUGACGUCGUGCGAGGUAUCGGAGGCCACAUGUUGUCGCCGGAAAUUUCUUCUUCUCCCAACAUCUUGCCUCUUCCACAACCAUCGCCGUCAGAUCUUCACAUGAAUCCCUUUGGAGAUCCAUUCGUGAGCAUGACCGAUCCUCUUCUCCAAGAACUCAACGCCGUCACAAACUCUAGCCAUUUCUCCACCGCCGGAUAUAACGCCAACAACAACAACGGUUUCUUAGUUCCUAAGGUAGUACUGGAAGAUGAUCAAAUAAAGAGUCAAUGCAGUAUUUUCCCAAGAAUCCGGAUCUCGCAUAGUAACAUCAUCCACGAGUCCUCUCCGUGUAAUUCUCCGGCCAUGUCGACUCACGUUGUGGCCGCCGCCUCGCCUAGAGGGAUCAUCAACGCCAAUACAAACAGUCCUAGAAACUGUCUAUUGGUCGAUGGUAACACGUUCUCGUCUCAGAUUCAGAUUUCUUCCCCUCGGAAUAUAGGCCUUAAGAGAAGGAAGAGUCAGGCAAAGAAGGUGGUGUGUAUACCGGCGCCGGCUGCCAUGAACAGCCGAUCAAGUGGAGAAGUGGUUCCGUCUGAUCUAUGGGCUUGGCGUAAGUACGGUCAGAAACCCAUCAAAGGCUCUCCUUUUCCAAGGGGUUACUAUAGAUGCAGCAGCUCAAAAGGUUGUUCAGCAAGAAAACAAGUCGAAAGAAGCCGAGCCGAUCCAAGCAUGUUGGUUAUUACAUAUACUUCCGAACAUAACCAUCCCUGGCCCAUUCAACGCAACGCUCUCGCCGGUUCCACACGCUCCUGCUCCUCUAACCCCAAUUCUUCCAAAUCUUCAACCGCAACCGCUUCACUCAAUGACCCUCAAAACAACACUCACUUGCCUUCCUCGGCGUCUCCUCCUCUAUCAGCCUUUGCCGUUAAGAAUGAACAAAGAGAAGAAGACAUGGAGUUGGAAAACGUAGAAGACGAUGACGAUAAUAAGAUUGCUCCAUAUAGACCGGAGAUUCAUGAUCAGCAUCAGCCAGAUGAUUUCUUUGCAGAUCUUGAAGAGCUAGAACUAGAAGGAGAUUCUCUAAGAAUGUUGCUUUCUCAAGGAUGUGCCGGCGACCUGAACAAUGAAACGAUAGCGUCCGACGGGAUCAGUGAUUUCUUUGGUUGGACUGGGGGAAAUAAUAAUAAAGACGAUCAGUGAGUCAAAGUCGUUAUAGUGUUAGUUAAUUACUUGACAUCCCUUCUAUAUUAAAGGAGAAGCAUCGUAAUAAAUGCGUUCACACUAAACUGGACACACAUGUA